Molecule: messenger RNA, 4858 nt
Organism: Mustela lutreola (European mink)
Lineage: Eukaryota; Metazoa; Chordata; Mammalia; Carnivora; Mustelidae
Gene: ZKSCAN7
Product: zinc finger with KRAB and SCAN domains 7
Exons: 6
Coding region: 271-2526 (751 amino acids)
Biological process (GO): negative regulation of transcription by RNA polymerase II
Molecular function (GO): DNA-binding transcription repressor activity, RNA polymerase II-specific
Source: RefSeq, a predicted model, not a curated record
CAGAAGUGCGCGCCCACCUUGGCCACCGAGAGUUCCGGGAUCCUGGAGGGGCCGGAAGUGGGUCUUGUUCUCGCUUCCGGCUCGGCCAUUGUUUUCCCUCCUGCAGGCCACGGGUGCUUCCCGCAUGCAGGGGUCGCUGCGACUGGACACGGGUGACACCCCCAUUGCCCUCUGUCCCCAACUCUGAAAACAGCUCCUGAGACCUGAAUUACAGAGCAUCAUUUUAACUGGACAAACUGCAGCUGAAACAAGCUUUUCUUGGAGGUCACAAUGACCACCCAAGGCAGGGGGACUUUAGGCCUCCUCCCUAAUGGUGCUGUUCUCCAGAAACACGAGGGACGCCAGACCAUGAAGCAGGAGCCAGGGAGCCAGACCUGGGGUCAGGGCUGUAGUCUCCAAAAGAACCACCCUCCUGUCUGUGAAAUUUUCCGGCUACACUUCAGGCAGUUAUGUUACCAUGAGAUGUCUGGGCCACAGGAGGCACUGAGCCGGCUCCGGGAGCUCUGCCAGUGGUGGCUGAUGCCAGAGGUACACACCAAGGAGCAGAUCCUGGAGCUGCUGGUGCUGGAGCAGUUCCUGAGCAUCUUGCCUGGGGAGUUACGGACCUGGGUGCAGCUGCAUCACCCUGAGAGUGGCGAGGAGGCUGUGGCUGUGGUGGAGGAUUUUCAGAGACACAUAGGAGAGGUUUCAGCUCCUGUACAGGAACAGAAAAUGCAUUUGGAGGAUAUGACAGCCCUGGGUACAACAGAGGAAUCUCUUCCUACCUCAUCCUUCAGUGAGAGUUCAGGCUCUGGCGCCUGCCUGGAGCCUCCUCAUGACCCAGGGAUACACCUCCUCUGCACUGGGCACUCUGCUCAGUGUGCUUCUCAGGUGCCUGCCCUUUUCCAAGCUGGGAAGUCAGGAGAUCAGGCAGCAGCAACUGUGCUUCAGAUGGUCGGGCCCCAGGGAUCUGCAGCGUACCAGUUCCUUUCUGUGGACUAUACUGAGAGGAAGUGGAAAGGUCCGGCCCUCAGUCAGAGAGCUGUGUUCCGGAGCAUCAUGCCGGAAAACUAUUGCAGUGUGGUCUCAAUGGCAGGUGAGACUAGGAUGCAGCAUUCAGAGUGUCCUGCAAAACAGGAAGUUUCUAAAGAACCAGGGUCACCUGGUGAGACAUCUGGAGGCCUCUGUGGAAUAGUUUCUGAGGAACUAGAGGCAGGAGCUGCCUGUGAAGGUACUUUAGAAAAGCUGGAAGGGCAACCCUCAGAGGAAGAAGGAAGCAGACUGGAAAAUGAUUUCUUCAAAAUAACACAUGAAGAUAAAGAUAAAUCCACAAAGGAUGGAUGUGAUGAAUAUAAUGAACUUGGGAAACAUCCAGAUCUAUCCUCUAGUGCUGUUGAAUGUCAAGGAGUUCUGAAGGGACAGAAAUUUUAUCAAUGUGAUGAAUGUGGUAAAGCUUUCAAUCGAAGUUCACACCUCACUGGGCAUCAGAGAAUCCACACUGGAGAGAAACCCUAUGAGUGUAAUGAAUGUGGUAAGACCUUCAGGCAGACCUCUCAACUCAUAGUUCACCUCAGAACCCACACAGGGGAAAAGCCCUAUGAGUGCAAUGAGUGUGGAAAUACUUACCGACACAGCUCCCAUCUUAUUCAACACCAGAGACUCCAUAAUGGUGAGAAACCAUAUAAGUGUAAUGAAUGUGCAAAAGCCUUCACUCAGAGUUCCCAACUGAUUGACCACCAGAGAACCCAUACUGGGGAGAAACCUUAUGAAUGCACUGAGUGUGGUGAGGCCUUCAUUCGUAGUAAAAGUCUUGUCCGACAUCAGGUAGUUCACACUGGUAAAAAACCUUACAGGUGUAGUGAGUGUGGGAAAGCUUUCUGUUCUAAUAGAAAUCUUGUUGAUCAUCAGAGGAUCCAUACUGGGGAAAAACCUUAUGAGUGUAAUGAAUGUGGCAAAGCUUUCAGUCGGAGUAAAUGUCUUAUUCGACAUCAGAGCCUCCACACUGGGCAAAAACCAUACAAAUGUAGUGAUUGUGGGAAAGCUUUCAAUCAGAACUCUCAGCUUGUUGACCAUGAAAGAAUUCAUACUGGAGAAAAACCUUUUGAAUGUAAUGAGUGUGGUAAGGCAUUCAGUCUCAGUAAAUGUCUUAUUCGACAUCAGAGACUUCACACAGGUGAAAAGCCCUAUAAAUGCAAUGAGUGUGGAAAAUCCUUCAACCAAAACUCACACCUUAUUAUUCACCAGAGAAUUCACACUGGUGAGAAGCCUUAUGAAUGUAAUGAGUGUGGGAAGGUCUUCAGUUACAGCUCCAGUCUCAUGGUACAUCAGAGAACCCAUACAGGGGAAAAACCCUAUAAAUGUAGUAAUUGUGGGAAAGCUUUUAGUGAUAGCUCGCAGCUCAUUGUGCACCAGAGGGUUCACACAGGAGAGAAGCCUUAUGAAUGUAUUGAGUGUGGGAAAGCCUUCAGUCAGCGUUCCACUUUUAAUCACCACCAGCGAACUCACAUUGGAGAGAAGCACUCAGGUCUGGCUCACUCAGUUUCUUAAGAUGAUUUUCUAAGGAAUUAAUUAAGCUUUUUUUGUUUUUGUUUUUUAAAGAUGUCUCUCUUAAAACUGCUCAUCAAAAUGUACUAAUCCUUACAUGCUUCCUGGUGAGUCAUGAAGGUGGGAGGGUGGGAGUCACAGUGUAAUCAUUUUCUGCCAUUAGGGGGAAGUAAGGACUACACAUUUCAUGUACUUGUUUAUUCAUUCAUUCAUUCUUUCUUUUGAACUGUUGAAAAAAAUCAAACUCAUUUUUCAGUUCUGCAUCCUAUAAUCAGAUUUUGUGCUUUUCAAGGACAGAGAUUAUAUGCUUCUUAUUCUACUCCACCUCCUAAGUUUUACCACUUACAUAGAUCAUAUUGCAAGAUGGAUUCAUUCUUUCCUUUCUCUUGGCUAAGGCUCUCCCUAUAUAGUUUAUAAACUUCCAUUAUAAUUCAGGCCCUUAUCACUUGUGUUCCCUACAUAUAAAACCUUUUUUUUUCCUCUUGACUAAUUUAUGUCCCUUAGAUUCUUCCAGAGCCCUCUCAUUUCUGAAAGAACUUCUUAAAAUGCUUUUUCUUCCCUCUUAAACUUCUAUUCAUUUGACCUCAGUGCUUCCAAUUAGUUGGUGCUGCAACGUGCAACUGUUGUUAAAUUAUCUUGCCGGUUAUUCUGAACUUAACGUGUAUUUGUAUACUUUCAUAUCAACUUAUUGUAGGCUAUUUAAGGCUAGGUGUGGUAUCUGUUCUUUAGCAUAUAGAUAAUUUUCAUAGUAGUUGUUUAAUAAAUUUUUUAAACUCUGCUCUAAAUUGCACCAUCUUUAAGUUGGGUGUGAGAUCCCCUUCCCCACCCUAAUCAGAUUAGAGGCUUCUAAAGAUGGAAGUGGGGCAGUGCCUGGGUGGCACAAUGGGUUAAAGCCUCUGCCUUGGGCUCAGGUCAUGAUCCCAGGGUCCUGGGAUCGAGCCCUGUAUCAGGCUCUCUGCUCAGUGGGGAGCCUGCUUCCCUUCCUCUCUGCCUGCCUCUCUGCCCACUUGUGAUCUCUGUCAAAUAAAUAAAUAAAAUAUUUUAAAAAUAAAAAUAAAAGAUGGAAGUGCUAUCUCAUUGUAGGAUAUCACAUACGGGGUCCUCAUUGAUAUUUUCUAUGUGUAUUCAUGGACGUCUCACCACUGUUACUUCAUUGUUGGUUUUUGAUAGAUACUCUAUUGUGUUUAGGAAGUUUUUUUCUAUUUCUGUUAUUUAUUUAUUUGUUUUUUUAAGUAGGCUCCAUGCAUAUGUGGGGCAUGAACUCAUGACCUCAGGAUCGAGAGUUGCAUGCUCUAUCAACUGAGCCAACCAGAUGCCUCUCUUUCUGUUUUUAGAAAAAGGAAGAUAGUACAGUAAUUAAAAAGACUGAUUUUGUGCCUAGUGUCCUAAUUCAAAUCCUGGCUUCUCCACGUUUCUAGGUGUGUAGCCCUAGGCAAGUUACUUAGCUUCCUUGUGUGUCAGUUCUUCCAUCUGUAAAGUAAAGCUAUGUUAGGAUAAAAUCAGUUAAUCAGUGUUAGGAAUUUAGAACAGUACUUGUCACUUAGUACCCAUUAUAGGAAUUAUUACUAUUCUUAGAGUUGCAAGUUCUAUAUCAUUGUUUAAAAAGUCUGUUGGUAUAAUUUUAUGGGUCAUGUUCUUUAUUUUUGUAAAUUGUUUUUUUUUUUUUUUAACUUUAUAAAUGAUUGAAAUUACUUUGAAGUCCUGGAAUAAAAUUCAUUUGUUUGUGGUGACUUUUUUUUUUUAAAGUAGAGGACUAGGUUGAAUUUACUGAGGUUUUCCUGGCUUUUCAAAAUGUAUUUGGAGUUUAUUUUUCUUUUAUUUUCUGAAGGAGUUUGCAUAAUGUGGGAUUUACUCAUUGAAGGCUGAAAGUAGUAGUUAGAUCCUUUUUUUGGGAAGAAGGAAUUGGGAGAGAUGUAUCCUUAGCAACAUUUUUAUUUCUUCUUCUUCAAUGGUUGUACUCUAGGUUUCUCUCUCUGUAAAUUUUGGUAAUAUAUAUCUAGAAGUCCUUUUUUACUGGAUUGUCAAACAGUGGCAUAAAGGACUCCACUUUAUUUUUAAAAAUCAGACUGAAUUUAUGUCCAGGAACUUGUUCAAGUGGUCAAAUAUGAUGGUAAAGGUGCUAGGAGCUGGACGCUUGCCCUUUUACCUCUUAUAUGCACAGAAAGAAAAUAUUCCAUACCUAUACUGUACAUCCCCAACUCUAAUUAUUCAGCUUUUUAAAAAAUUUAUUUAUUUUCAGCAUAACAGUAUUCAUUGUUUUUGUACCACACCCAGUGCUCCAUGCAAUCCAUGCCCUCUAUAAUACCCACCACCUGGUUCCCCCAACCUCCCACCC